AGGAGCAGCCGGACGAAAACGCUCCAGCGGCUCAGGCGCUGCCCCCCGCCGGCCCUGGCUGGGAGCCUAGUGGGGUGGCGGAGGAGGCCGUGCCGUGGCGGGCCUCGCCAUGUCCUGCCGCCCGAUGAGAAACUUCGUGAACUUCCCAAACUGAUACAAAUUGUCUUGUGAAACCUUCUAAUAGAGAAAGUUCUUGGGACAAACUUCACUUGAUCCAGGCAUAAAAGAAAGAAAACCUUGCCAGACACGGAAGAAGGGACGGGGAUUUCUCCUCCUAAUCUGGGCCUCCUGUCAUGGAUGAAGAGACUCGGCACAGCCUUGAGUGCAUCCAGGCCAAUCAAAUCUUUCCCAGGAAGCAGCUGAUCCGGGAGGAUGAGAAUCUUCAGGUUCCUUUUCUUGAACUUCAUGGAGAAAGCACAGAGUAUGUGGGCCGUGCUGAGGAUGCCAUCAUUGCCCUUUCUAAUUAUAGACUUCACAUCAAGUUCAAGGAGUCUCUUGUUAAUACUGCCUCUCAAUCUGCUGCUUCUGAAAUCCCAGUUCCAUUACAGCUUAUAGAAAGUGUUGAAUGCCGAGAUAUAUUUCAGCUUCAUUUGACUUGCAAAGACUGCAAAGUUAUCAGGUGUCAGUUCUCAACCUUUGAGCAGUGUCAAGAGUGGCUUAAGAGACUAAACAAUGCAAUCCGACCACCUGCUAAAAUAGAAGAUCUCUUCUCAUUUGCAUACCAUGCUUGGUGCAUGGAGGUCUACGCCAGUGAAAAAGAACAACAUGGAGACCUGUGCAGACCAGGGGAGCAUGUAACGUCAAGAUUUAAAAACGAAGUGGAGCGGAUGGGUUUUGAUAUGAACAACGCCUGGAGGAUUUCCAAUAUCAAUGAGAAGUAUAAGCUAUGUGGUAGCUAUCCACAGGAGCUCAUAGUGCCUGCCUGGAUCACUGAUAAAGAACUAGAGAGUGUAGCAAGCUUCAGGUCCUGGAAGCGCAUCCCUGCUGUCGUCUACAGGCACCAGAGCAAUGGAGCUGUCAUUGCCCGCUGUGGACAGCCGGAGGUCAGCUGGUGGGGCUGGCGAAAUGCUGAUGAUGAGCAUCUGGUGCAGUCAGUAGCCAAAGCUUGUGCCUCUGAUUCCCGAUCAAGUGGCAGCAGGCUGUCAACUAGGAACAGUUCUCGAGACUUUCCAAAUGCAGGAGACCUUUCCGAUGUGGAGUUUGAUUCUUCUCUGUCCAAUGCUUCGGGAGCAGAAAGUUUAGCCAUCCAACCGCAGAAGCUUUUGAUCUUGGAUGCACGCUCCUAUGCAGCAGCGGUGGCAAACCGAGCCAAAGGAGGAGGCUGUGAAUGCCCAGAGUAUUACCCGAACUGUGAAGUAGUGUUUAUGGGGAUGGCAAAUAUUCAUUCAAUCCGGAGGAGUUUUCAGUCUCUGCGGCUGCUGUGCACACAGAUGCCUGAUCCGGGAAAUUGGCUCUCAGCUCUUGAAGGCACAAAAUGGCUCCAUCACCUGUCUGUGCUUCUGAAGUCAGCACUUCUGGUAGUGCACGCUGUGGAUCGUGAUCAGCGGCCAGUACUAGCACAUUGCUCAGAUGGCUGGGACCGCACUCCCCAGAUUGUGGCAUUGGCUAAGCUCUUGCUGGAUCCUUAUUACCGAACCAUAGAGGGUUUCCAGGUCCUUGUGGAGAUGGAGUGGCUGGAUUUUGGACACAAGUUUGCUGACCGAUGUGGUCAUGGGGAGAACUCAGAUGAUCUGAACGAACGCUGCCCGGUGUUUCUCCAGUGGCUUGACUGCGUUCAUCAGCUUCAGAGGCAAUUUCCUUGCUCUUUUGAGUUCAAUGAAGCAUUCCUUGUGAAACUGGUGCAACAUACCUAUUCCUGCCUAUUUGGAACAUUCCUGUGCAACAACGCCAAGGAGAGAGGGGAAAAGCAUACUCAGGAGCGGACAUGUUCCGUGUGGUCGCUGCUUCGGGCAGGCAACAAGGCUUUCAAAAACCUACUGUAUUCCUCUCAGUCCGAAGCCGUGCUAUACCCUGUAUGUCACGUGCGUAACCUGAUGCUGUGGAGUGCAGUGUACCUGCCCUGCCCAUCCCCGUCCACGCCUGUGGACGACAGCUGUGCACCAUAUCCAGCCCCUGGCACCAGCCCUGAUGAUCCGCCUCUGAGCCGGUUACCAAAGACUAGAUCAUUUGACAAUCUGACCACAGCCUGUGACAACACAGUGCCUCUAGCCAACCGGCGCAGCAGUGACCCGAGCCUGAAUGAGAAGUGGCAGGAGCAUCGCCGCUCACUAGAAUUGAGCAGCCUGGCUGGUCCUGGGGAGGAGCCUCUCGAUCCUGACAACCUGGGGAAGCCAACCAAAGUGCUGGGCGGCGCAGAGCUAUCUGUUGCAGCUGGAGUGGCCGAGGGGCAGAUGGAGAACAUUUUGCAAGAGGCCACCAAAGAGGAGAGUGGGAUAGAGGAGCCUGCCCAUAGAGGGAGCAUUGAGAUGCAGGAGGUUGAAGAGGAGGCUCUCUUAGGAAAGGAAAUCAGGGGGAAGACCCUAGAGGGCUCAACCAUUAUUCUUCCUCAAGAACCAGAACUGGGUGAUGCUGCUCUGACAAACCAUCCAGGCACUAGCCUUUCUCUGUUCUCACAGGGUAUUCCUGAGCAGCAGGGUGGGCUCAGCAUUCUCCCCUGUUCUCUCCAGGAGUCUCCCAGGGGAGAACGUACCCACGAGGUCCCUGUGGAACAGCCUCGAAUAGGAGCUAUCACAGAAGAUAGGGAGGAAGCAUUUCUUCCAAUCCCAGUAGAUGUAAAAGUUGGCUAUGGUACCUCACAGUCAAGUUCUCUGCUGCCCUCCCAAGUCCCAUUUGAGGCCACAGGACCAAACACGGACAGUUCAAUGGACAUGUUAAUGGAAGGUCAAGUCAAGUCAGAAAGUGGGCCCGAAGGCCAUCAUAGACCGUGCCUGGUAAACAGUGGCUGGUUCAGUAGCAAGGACAUACUUCCUCAAGCCACGGAGCCGCAGUCUUCAGAGAGGAGCCUAGCUGAGAGGCCCCAAGUGGGAUCUGUGGUACAUAGGACUUCCCCUGGCAGCACCCACAGCCCCACGCGUUCUCCUUGUGCCUUGCCUUUAGCCGAAUGUAAAGAGGGGCUUGUGUGCAAUGGUGCCCUGGAGACCGAAAAUAAGGCUUUAGAGCAGCCCCCAGGGUUUAGCACCCUGCAGAAGCACCCCACCCCCAACGGGCACUGCACCAAUGGGGAGGCUGGUAGGAGCAAGGACUCACUGAGCCGCCAGUUGUCUGCCACAAGCUGCAGCUCUGCCCACUUACACUCGAGGAACUUGCACCACAAGUGGCUGCACGGCCACUCGGGGAGGCCGUCUACAACGGGGAGCCCUGACCAGCCUUCCCGCAGCCACCUGGACGACGAUGGCAUGCCUGUGUAUACGGACACUAUCCAACAGCGCCUGCGUCAGAUUGAGUCAGGCCACCAGCAGGAAGUGGAGACCUUGAAGAAACAGGUGCAGGAGCUGAGGAGUCGCCUGGAGAGCCAGUACCUGACCAGCUCCCUGCGCUUCAAUGGGGACUUUGGGGAUGAAGUGAGUCCUUCAGAGAAAGGAGGACAUGCCCAAAGCACUCAGUUUCAACACGUAGAUACUUCAAUCCCCGACUCGGAAAGCAAUCUGGAUCAGAACUGUUUGUCUCGCUGCAGCACAGAGAUUUUCUCUGAAGCCAGCUGGGAGCAGGUGGAUAAACAGGACACGGAGAUGACCCGUUGGCUCCCUGACCACCUGGCCGCCCACUGCUACGCGUGCGACAGCGCCUUCUGGCUCGCCAGCAGGAAGCACCACUGCAGGGACACUGACCGUGUUGAUCAAACGUGGAAUUGUGGGAAUGUGUUCUGCUCCAGUUGUUGUAAUCAGAAGGUUCCAGUUCCCAGCCAGCAGCUCUUUGAACCCAGUCGAGUGUGCAAGUCUUGCUAUAGCAGCCUACAUCCCACAAGCUCCAGCAUUGACCUUGAACUGGAUAAGCCCAUUGCUGCCACUUCAAACUGAAGCUCAGUGACCUGGGGCGGGCAGAGGCCAAGCUGCUGUUCCUCUGACAGGCCCACAGCCUGGGCAGACCGAGAGGCCCGUGCACUUUGGAAUGGGGGCAUGGAACCACCUGUGCAGAGUGACAGAAAUUUGGGAUGUACCACUGGACUGUAGAUUGAUUUUUAUUUCCUGUUUUGUUUUUUCCCCUCUCCCUUUUCCAUCCUUCCUCUGCUUCCAAGAAAGAAAGUCUGCAGGUUGUCUUUAAAAAAAAAAAAAAAAAAAAAAAAAAAAUUUUUUUUUUUUUUUUUUUUUUUUUUUAAAUGGAAGACCAGAGGUUGCCAGCCCUCUGUGACUGUUGAGCCACCUGUUGUCCCAUGAUGCUGAGGGUUGGCUUGGUUCCUCAGGACGGAGAGAGGCUGGUCAGAGUCAGGAGUGGAGGCCUGAGCUAGUGGGGAAGAAAGCUGGGGCUGUUGUUUGUGACCAUUCCUCGUGCCAUUGUCACAUCAGAGCUGAUUUGAAAAACCUGUGCUGCUGAGGAGGCUGAAGCAUCUUCCUAAUAGACUGUCCCAAGUGCCCUCUGCCUCCUCACAGGAGCCGGGCCAGUUCCACCUCACAGAUAAAUGGGAUUGGCAUUUGGAGGGAGGGGCACAUAAUAAAAUGUAACCCUUCUGAGCCUUGCUUUGGGGAAGGAAGGUGUUUGUUGUCCUGAGGCAAGCAAGAGGGCCUGGGAAUCGGGGUGGCCAGCAUUGUUCUCUCUCGCAUGGGAUUCUGUUUUUAACUCGACCCAGAUGGUUUAGGGUUCCCUUCCCUGUCAUGAGUAUGCCUCCCUCAGCCAGGCUGUGUAGUGCUUCCCACCCUCAGGCAUAGGAGUACAGACUGGCCAGAGUGCAGUGGUCCUGCUGCCAUGGCCAAGGCCAAAGCCUUCCCUGAGCCCGGGUGCACCUAGAAGCCCCUGCCGGGGCCUGGUCCCCCAAAACAAUCUCUUUUCCUUGACCAGCACAGGGAAAUCCAGACUCAGGGUUCCAAAAAUUUCCCAUUCCCAAACCAAACAAAUCAUGGAUCUCCCCCUUAAGGGGUAGAAUCAGCUUUUCAGAGUGCAAGCGUCUGGAAAAGGGAGUAUGUCCCAUACAAUCAGCCUUCCUUCUCCUUCCCUUCCUGGGGCAGUGGGAAGGCCCCAGCAGUCCCCCUGCCCUGUUCCUGUGCUGCUGGCCAGCAGUGAGGGGCCACUUGGUGACUCUGCAGGGUUCUUUAGAGAAGUGACACAGCCUGUAGGAGAUUUGGGGCACCUUUCCUCAGUAAGCUUUGAUGUGGUCCAAAAAGAGCCUUAAAUCAAGAAUAUUUGUGGUAGAGGUGAGUGUGGGGAAGGGUGGAGAGGAGUUUAUAGGUUUGUGCUUUGUAAUCUUGGCAUCCAUGUUUUGUGCCUGCCCUCCCUCUCAAGGGAGGGGCCAUGCUUGGCUCUGCUAAAAGCUGCUAAGUGGUAAUGGCGGAUUGUGGUGAGUGGGUGGGGGUGAGGCCAGGGAACUCUCUUACCCUCUGGAAGCAAUUCCCUGGCCAAGGGAAGUCUCAGGAAGCUGGCUCCUGUGUGUGCCUCUGUGUGGUUAAGACGUGGCCCAGAGCCUUCCUUGGAGCUGUCAGUCCAGGCAAAGCCAAGAGCAUCUGAGCACGUCCCUGACUUCCCAGUUGCAGCAGGUUGCUCGCUCGGAGUUUGAAUUCAGUGAAACAGGGUGUAGUUCUUCUCCGCACUCUGUGUGGUCUGGCCUUGCAGGUAGGGAGAAGUCAGUCUAAUUGAGAUUGUGCAGUUCUAGUGACAGGUGCCAAGAGGUUAUGAUACGGGUUUCUUGGGUCUGAUGUACAGUGUGAAUAAAUGCUUGCAGCUCUUAGCCCUUUUCGAUCAAUGAAGCACUUUUUUAUUAAUAUUUUUCUUUGUAUGUAAAGGAGGAACCGUAACUCUCCGUAGCUGUACAUAUAACCCUUUUCUCCUAAAGAGGAGUCAGUCAGCGCUCCUAUAUUUUUCAUUUUUUGUCAAAGCAAGAAGUAAAUACUUUAGAACUGUUAAAUAUAUAAAUAAAGUGAAUAAAGUUUAGUGUUCCGCAUGGUA
This is a messenger RNA of Felis catus (domestic cat), 6093 nucleotides long. It is a transcript of the gene MTMR3, whose product is annotated as myotubularin related protein 3. The transcript has 24 exons. Bases 294 to 4016 code for a protein of 1240 amino acids. The record is from RefSeq and is a predicted model, not a curated record. Gene Ontology annotation, biological process: regulation of autophagy. Gene Ontology annotation, molecular function: protein phosphatase binding; metal ion binding; phosphatidylinositol-3,5-bisphosphate 3-phosphatase activity. Lineage: Eukaryota; Metazoa; Chordata; Mammalia; Carnivora; Felidae.